Messenger RNA from Durio zibethinus, 2193 nucleotides. The record is from RefSeq and is a predicted model, not a curated record. Lineage: Eukaryota; Viridiplantae; Streptophyta; Magnoliopsida; Malvales; Malvaceae.
AUGGAAACGAAUCACCAGCCUGAAAAGUCUUUAAGUUUUAACAAAGGAGACGGCGACGGCAAGAACUCCGACGCGAACAAUACAUUGCCUGCGAUGGAUUCACCAAAGUCUUCCAACGAAGAGUCGUCAGCUGCAGCUGAGAUAACCGAGGUAGAGAUGGAGAAACCAGAGGAAGUGAAGAUUGGAAAAACUGAAAUUGAAGAGACUGGAAAGGCUGAAGAGAAAGAAAAUGAAGGAGGGGAACUAGGAGAAUCUUCUCCUUCACCUGAAGUCAAAUAUACCCUGGAAACAGCCUCGGAAGAUAUUGAUCGUUUCUUGUCAAGUCGCUCCACCCCAAAGGAGGAGGAGGUUGAGGCAGGUUUAGAGAUUCCAGAGUUUAUUGACAAGUAUUUGGAUCUUGUUGAAGAGAAAAUAUUUAAUCAUGAAUCGCCUGACACAAAAGUGAAGGCGUGUCAGCUUGCCGAGGAUGAUGUGUCGUUUCUUAAAUCUGUGGACCAGAUAUCAAAGCUGUACAAAAAUCUAUCUGCAGUCUUCAAAUUGGAUUCCGACCAGGGCCCUUUGAUCAACCGCAUUGGUAGAAUUCAACAGCGAGCUAUGUCUUAUUUGGAGGAUGAAUUCAGGUCUCUCAUGGAAGAGUCAAGAAUCGUGGAACCUGAUCAGAAACAGGAGGUUGCAGAUCAAUGCCAUGUGCCUGAUCAAGAUCAAUCUGUUGAAUCAAAUGAGGAAUCCAACUUUCCAGGGUAUUCUCAGGAAGUUUUGGCCAACUUGAAUAAAAUUGCCAAGGAGAUGAUCUCAGGAGGACAUGAAUCCGAAUGCUGUGAGGUUUACAUGAUCACCAGGAGGAAUGUAAUUGAGGAGACCUUGAACAAGCUAGGUUACGAGAAGAUUAGUAUUGAUGAAGUUCAAAAGAUGCAAUGGGAAGUAUUGGAAAGGGAGAUCCCUCAAUGGAUCAAGGCAGUCAAACAAUGUGCCAAUGUGUACUUCUCUGGCGAGCGCAAGCUCGCUGAAACAAUCUUCUCCGAUUAUCCUUCCUUAUCUGAUAGCCUCUUCAGCAACCUUACACGUGGCGUGUUCAUUCAACUUCUGAAUUUCGCUGAAGCUGUUGCCAUUAGCAAGCGUUCCACGGAGAAACUCUUCAAAUUUCUUGACAUGUACGAGACCUUGCGAGAUAAUCUUUCCGGUAUUGAUAGUAUGUUUCCUGAAGAAUGCGCCAAAGAGCUCAGGGCAGAAACAACAACGGCUCGUUGUAGGAUUGGCGAGACUGCGAUUUGCAUUUUCUGUGAUCUUGAGAAUUCAAUUAAGUCUGAUACAGGGAAAAUCCCAGUUCCUGGUGGGGCAGUUCAUCCAUUGACCCGCUACACAAUGAAUUAUCUCAAAUAUGCAUGUGAUGAGUACACGGAAACGUUAGAACAAGUUUUCAAGGAGCAUUCCAAGAUUGAAAGAGCUGAUUCAACAAGUAGGCCCCAGAAUUACGAAGGCAACUCAGAAAAUUACAACAACGAUGAAGAAAAUCACUCCCCAUUUUCCUGUCAGUUGAUGAGAAUCAUGGAUUUGUUGGAUUCGAUUAUGGAGGCAAAAUCCAAGCUUUAUAAGGACGUUUCCUUGAGAUGCAUUUUCAUGAUGAAUAAUGGACGUUACAUGCUGCAGAAGAUCAAAGGAUCAGCGGAGAUCCAUAAAGUGAUGGGGGAUACGUGGCGCCGCAAGAGAUCAUCUUAUCUUAGGAACUACCAUAAGAAUUACCAAAGAGAGACUUGGACGAAGCUUUUGGGUUGUUUAAGCAAUGAGGGACUGAGUGUGAACGGGAAGGUGGUGAAACCGGUCCUGAAAGAGAAAUUCAAGAGCUUUAAUGCCAUGUUCGACGAAAUUCACAAGACUCAGAGCCUGUGGGUGGUGAAUGACAAGCAGCUGCAAUCAGAACUGAGGGUUUCGAUAUCAUCAGUGGUGAUUCCAGCCUAUAGAUCAUUCUUGGGAAGGUUCUCUGGAUACUUGGAUCCUGGAAGACAAACAGAGAAGUACAUAAAGUUCCAGCCUGAGGAUAUAGAGGCUUACAUUGAUGAACUGUUCGAUGGAAAUCCUUCUUCCUUGGCAAGGAGGAAAACAUAAUUGAGCAAUGGAAAGAAAAGAAAAUCCAGCCCUUUUGUACGAAGAAAACGAACCUUAAGGCGGUGAGGAUUUGGGCAGUUUUUUGUUCAG